Messenger RNA from Vitis riparia (riverbank grape), 1169 nucleotides. RefSeq lists its product as uncharacterized. Lineage: Eukaryota; Viridiplantae; Streptophyta; Magnoliopsida; Vitales; Vitaceae. The record is from RefSeq and is a predicted model, not a curated record. The transcript has a single exon. Bases 237 to 992 code for a protein of 251 amino acids.
GCUCUUGCGCACUUCCAAAAGGUUCUCUCUCCCUCAAGGCCUAAACCCCACAAGCCAACCUUGUAAAACCCCCCACCCCAUCCCUCUUUUCCUCCUGCUUUUAAAUUCCCCAUUCCAUUUCUCAUCCUCUUCCUCCCUCCUCUGGUCUUUACUCCAAUGGGAUUCAGUUUUUUUCUCUUGGGUUGUCCUUGAAAGUUGCACUCCGGCAUUGGCUUUCAAGGAAAGUUGUAUUCUUCAUGGAGGAGGGUCCAUGGGAAUUGGAUUCCAUUUCCACUCUGGGUCUAAUUGAAGCGAUGAACUUCUUCGCAAAAGCGUUUUCUUGCCUAUCGUCUCUUUCGUCUGACCCGUUGUUUUCAUGUAUUGUUACGCUGUAUAUUCUGAUUCUCCUCUAUUUCCCCAGGGUUUUCCUGGGAAUCGUUUUCUCACCCGUACUGAUCUCCACCGGGGUUCUGUUGUUGAGUCUUCUACGGUUAGGAGUGAACCAACAGGUUGAAGGGGAACCCAGUUCUAACGAACCGGAACAACCCGAUUUGAGAGGACGAGAACUCAAAUGCGUCCAUCCACAACCUGAAAAAUGGCCCGAAAUUCACUCCGAUUUUGACACGAAACCCUUUUUCUGUGACUCGUUCGUCGGGUGGAACGUGAGAGCGCCAUUGGAGGUGAUAUACGAAGAGUUCGAGGGCGAAGAAGACGAAGAUCCGAAUGUAACAGAAGAGACCCGCUUCCUGGGACUCGAGAGAUACCCAUCACUGUCGCUUUGCUACCCGGAAUCUGACUCCGAUACCUCGUCGGACGGUGAAUUCCAGGCAAGCAACGGCUGGAACUCACCGGAGAAUAUGAGCUUCAGGUGGGACCAAGACGACCGUGAAGGGUUGAUUGAGAUAGCAUUGGACGGCAAGCUUGAUGCAAUGUUCCACGUUGAAGAAGACAACUUGAUAGAGAUUGAUAUAUCUCCGGCAAGAAAUCAUCAGUUUUCCGGCUAUAAAAGGUAAAAUUUCCGGCGAGGGGUUAGAUUCAGUUAACCUUGAUUAAUUAAAGAAAUUAGAGGGGAAAUUAUCCCAUUGGAGAGAGUGAUAAAAAUCUGAGUAAUGGGUUUGUCUGUAAUGUAUGAUACCAAUGUUCAUGUACAUUUCCUAAUUUUAAUCAACAAAUCCAAACAUUUAACGAAA